Messenger RNA from Castor canadensis (American beaver), 4053 nucleotides. It is a transcript of the gene Mtx3, whose product is annotated as metaxin 3. Lineage: Eukaryota; Metazoa; Chordata; Mammalia; Rodentia; Castoridae. Gene Ontology annotation, cellular component: SAM complex; cytoplasm. The record is from RefSeq and is a predicted model, not a curated record. Gene Ontology annotation, biological process: mitochondrion organization.
ACAAGAUGGCGGCCCCCUUGGAGCUCAGUUGCUGGGGAGGUGGUUGGGGGCUCCCAUCGGUGCACAGCGAAUCCCUAGUGGUGAUGGCUUAUGCCAAAUUUUCUGGUGCACCCUUGAAAGUCACUGUGAUAGACAGCACCUGGAGAGGCUCAAGAGGUGAUGUACCAAUUUUGACAACUGAAGACAACAUUGUUUCUCAGCCUGCAAAAAUACUAAACUUUUUAAGAAAACAGAAAUAUAAUGCCGAUUAUGAACUCUCAGGAAAGCAAGGGGCAGAUACACUGGCUUACAUUGCUCUCCUUGAGGAGAAGCUUCUCCCUGCUGUGCUUCACACAUUCUGGGUUGAGAGUGACAAUUACUUUACUGUGACAAAGCCAUGGUUUGCUUCACGAAUUCCUUUUCCCUUGAGUUUAAUCUUGCCUGGAAGGAUGUCUAGGGGAGCACUGAACAGGAUUCUCCUGACAAGAGGAGAGCCUCCUCUCUAUCACAUCCAAGAAGUAGAAGCACAGAUAUACAGAGAUGCCAAGGAGUGCCUAAAUCUUCUGUCAAACAGAUUGGGAACAUCUCAGUUUUUCUUUGGAGAUACGCCUUCUACCUUGGAUGCCUAUGUGUUUGGUUUUCUUGCACCUCUUUAUAAAGUACGGUUUCCUAAAGUUCUGUUACAAGAACAUCUGAAACAGCUUUCCAACCUGUGUCGCUUUUGUGAUGAAAUUCUACACAGUUACUUUAGGCUUAGUCUUGGAGGCAUCUCUCCAGCUGGACAAGAAACAGUAGAUGCAAAUCUGCAGAAACUCACUCAACUUGUAAAUAAGGAAUCCAACUUGAUUGAAAAGAUGGAUGACAAUCUUCGCCAAAGCCCUCAGCUUCCUCCUCGGAAACUGCCAACACUCAAAUUGACUCCAGCAGAAGAAGACAGUACUUCCUUACACCGGCUAUCACCCUGACAGUCAAUGUAUUUUGUAGCCAAAGUCUUAUGAUUGUCACGGUAAUCUCAUGCUGAGGGUGUGAAGACAAAAAGAAAAUACCACUUCUAGGUAUAAGAAACACUCUAAAACAAAAGGAACUUUCUAUGACAUUUGUUUUUGUUUUGUUUAGCUUUGAACUAGGAAGCUUGUAUUCUAGCUUGGCGAUGCAUUUUAAAUAAAGGUGAAUGCUAAUGAAUGUGGGGGAGGGGGGAGAAAACACAUUGUACUGUAUACAUAUAUAAAAAAAAAAUCCUGCCUUAAUCUUGGCAGAUUUUUGCCUUUGGUUCACAUGUUAUAGACCAAAAGCUACAAUUUUGUUCUGAAUGUGCAUUCUUAACUUAUGCAAGUUGAUUUAUUUAGUUUAUUAACUUAGUUUUCUUAUACCUGUCUGAAUACAUAAUGUGUGGCUUUUUGGCUGAGACAUUUUCUAUUUAGAAAUCUGAUGCCUAUUUUAGGAACUAGGAAAAAUAAAUUAUUUCAAUAGAAAAGCUUGUAUUUAACUUUAAAAGCAACGAGGAAUGUGCUUUUUAAUUACGCUUUCAUAAGUCUGUAAUCUUUUGGGGGUUAGUACCACAUAUCUAAUUGUUAAAGGUGGUUACAUAGAAUACCCUUCUAAUGAUUUCCACUCAGAUAACAUUAGUAUUGCUGAUGUAUUCAGUAUAGAUUAGCAAGGGGGUUUUAGCUUGCUGGGCGAAUGUGGCAGCUUGAGACCUAUGUAUUUGUAGUACAUCUUUAACUAACUGUCUCAUUCUUGUAUUCAUACCAGAACUGAAUGUGGUAUCAUUGUUAUGUUAGGCUGCACAACCUUAUUGAAACUUGCCCAAUUAUGAGAUGCUACUCAGGAGGAGCCCAUGGCCAGGGUAAUAGAGAUACCUACUGUGCAUCUGGUCUGAGUUUUCCAUGCUUGACUAGGACCAGUAUUCUUUCAUAAGAAGCAUAUCAUGUAGUCACAGCUUUCUGAUGACCAGUUAUUUUCUGUGUAUUUUUACCACAGUUGAAGGAUCCAAAGGAAUAAAUCAGAAAUAGCAGAUAUUUAUGAGUAUUUUCUAUUUAUUGGCUGCUGAAUUGUUCAAGGAUUUGCUGUGUGGUAAUUUUACUUAUAAUAGAAACUUGCUUAUUUUAGUGGUUGAGGUGCUUCUGUUGUCCUAAAACCACUUCUGGGAUUUUUAGAAUACAGGACUAUGUUUUUGAUCAGUGUCUUAAAAGAUUAUUAUGGUGCUCAGCAAAUCUUACCGAGUCCUGCAGAAACCUAUCUGUUAAGAAAACAAGCUUUGUUGUCAAGAGACUCAGCUAAUUUGAGCUGGUGGAGCUCAGCUGUGUUUCGCUCUCAUCCUCCCAAUUUGUUCUGUAUUUAGGUAGCUAUUUACAUGAGAGUCUUUAAGUCAUCAUAAAUAGUUUUGAAAGUCUUAACUAAAUGAGAAACAAGGUAGUCUUCACAACCCUGUUCUUCUCUUUGGAUGCAUUUAGGGAAAGUACCUAAUGAGUUUUAUAUUUCUUCAACAGGAGGUUGUGUGUGUAUGUGUUUUGCCUCAUCUUUCAGGCAGUUUAUUAUUUCAGCAUUCUGAAACCUGUAUGAAUAUUUUAAAUUGAAAAUCAUGACCGUGAAGCUUUAUUGUCCUCUAGGAUUGAUGUAUAUGGGAGAAGGAUGGUUAGCACAUUAAUCAGACAUCUGUUUAUACUUUAGUCAGGGUUAGUCAUUUUCAAUUAUGAUUUAUAUUAAGCCUUCCAAAAAGCAUUUGAAGUGGCUUACAAUUGCAAAACACAUGUAAAACAGGACAAUUAGAAUUAGUUUUUGAAAAAAUAAAAAAUUUAUAGGAGAAAGAACUAUGUCAACACUAACUGAUUGUAAAAUUGAAUGGUAAAUCUAAUUUCCAGUUUCUCCAUGGGUGAAGUCAAAAGAUGUUACUGGGUUAGAUAAGUUCCUUUUUUUCAGUAAAACUACUAAUAUAUGUGAGGAACAAAAGUGCAUUUAACUAUGUAAAAGAAUAUGAGCGGUCAUUAUACAGUAUAUCAGUAUACAGACUUCAAGUAAAAAGUGUUCUGUAUUGUUUCAUGCAUUGACAUUUGAAUUAAAAGAGACCAUUUGUCCUUUUUAGUAGAGAGGAUGACUAUAAAGGUGAUUUGUUUGCCUUUUGGUUAUCCCUGCUUUGAACUACCAUUAGCUUUACAUUCUGUAGUCGUAUUGCUUUCCUGUGGUGAAAUGUGAUUUAGGUGAGUGGGAAUUUGUGUUAGGUCACUUACCUCAAGUGGCUUUGCAUAAUCAAAUGAGAUAAUAAGAAAGCUGUAGCUGAGCACGGAAUCAGGACCGACCACACGCAGGGGAAGCCCUCAGACAGAAGGCCAUGGUCACUGUCAGGAUGUUUUUUGGAUAAAGUUUUGAAUUUGCCAAGAAAAAUGGCACACAGCCUUAAACAAAAUACUAUGAACCAUUGUCUUUUAGAUGUGAUGAUGGAGGAUAAUAUGAAAAAAGGAAAUAUGCUUGUGUUUAUUUUUGCUAGUAAUACAGGAUUAGAAAUAAGGGUUCAAUAAUUCCUGUAAGAUGACAAUCCUCCAUCAACACACUGUUGUUAAUCAUCUGUAAAACUCUUUAAACAACACUAAAGAAACUGUAAUGAACAUAGAAGACAUUCAUUCCUUCACAACUGUUUUUGACCUCAUAAAAAGGUUGGCAAUAAUAAGUGCAUCAAAUUUCCAUUUAGGUGUGCUUGAAUUAUUUUGGAGGAACUAAAAGAUUCAAGAUUUUACAGAAGCGAGCAUGUUUAGUUCCAUUUGUAAUUUCUACCCUUUAUCAUGAAGGAACAGGGAGGCUCAUUUCAGUCAGAACCAUUAACAGUUUUAGAAGUCUGUAAAAAUGGGGAAAACUAACAUCGAAAAGGUAGACACUGAUAAUAAGGGUAUAUUAGAAAACCAAUUUGUUCAGGUAGCUUCAUGUGAUAUUUGAAUGUGAUACUGUGUUUCUUUAGAGGCUUCUCCAAAAAUACUCAUUUACUGGGCCUACUAGAUUUGGCGGGCAAUUUUUCCAUAAACUGUCAAGAAACUUAACCCUUACAAAACCAAUAUAUAAAUGCUUAAAUAUAGACAGGACUAG